Molecule: messenger RNA, 3124 nt
Organism: Anarrhichthys ocellatus (wolf-eel)
Lineage: Eukaryota; Metazoa; Chordata; Actinopteri; Perciformes; Anarhichadidae
Gene: dhx15
Product: DEAH (Asp-Glu-Ala-His) box helicase 15
Exons: 14
Coding region: 403-2604 (733 amino acids)
Cellular component (GO): intracellular anatomical structure; spliceosomal complex
Molecular function (GO): RNA helicase activity; RNA binding; ATP binding
Source: RefSeq, a predicted model, not a curated record
AGAACAAAGCAGUCUUUAUAUACUGAGCUCAAUAAUAAUCUGAUCAUCCAUGCAACGAGUCCUGCAUAACCACUAAAUUAUAACGAGGUUGCUUGAGACAAAACGCACACCAUCCUGCACUGCAGUGACUGCAGCUUUGGACUGAAGGGGCGAGGGAACACUCGCGUGUGAGCGUGCGCGAGCGUUGUUUGGCGGGCACAUCAUCAUCCCGACCGAGAGGCAGGCAGCAGACCUCCCACAUCCUCCCCCGAACCACUGCAUCGUAUCUGCAGCCACUGCGACAGGCGUUAACGGACAGCACCAUGUGCAUUGCUCAGUGAAGCCAGUACCUUUUUAUAUGCAACGUGCUCGCAGGGUCUCACAGUAAACCACUGCUUUCGAGUCAUUUUGUCAAGGAUAACGAUGAGGCGUGACCGGGACAGAGACCGCGAUGAACGGUCGAGGGACAGGGACCGGGACCGAGCCCCAGACCGCGACUGGGACAGAGAUGUGAAGUCAUCCGGGGUCCCCAUCAACCCAGCUGCAGGCUUCCUUAAGCCAAACCCCGUUCAGCAGCAGAUCAACCCCUUCACCAACCUGCCCCACACUCCACGCUACUACGAGAUCCUGAAGAAGCGGCUGCAGCUGCCAGUCUUUGAGUACAGAGAGCGCUUCACUGACAUCCUGAUGCGUCACCAGUCGUUUGUGCUGGUGGGAGAGACGGGCUCCGGAAAAACCACACAGAUCCCUCAGUGGUGCGUGGACAUGGUGCGGUCGAUGCCGGGGACAAAGAGAGCCGUGGCCUGCACCCAGCCCAGGAGGGUGGCAGCCAUGAGCGUCGCCCAGAGGGUCGCUGAUGAGAUGGAUGUCAUGCUGGGCCAAGAGGUGGGCUACUCCAUCAGGUUCGAGGACUGCAGCUCUGCCAAGACCGUACUCAAGUACAUGACCGAUGGAAUGUUGCUGCGGGAGGCCAUGAAUGACCCUCUGCUGGAGCGCUACGGUGUCAUCAUCUUGGACGAGGCACACGAACGCACAUUAGCUACAGAUAUCCUCAUGGGAGUCCUCAAGGAGGUGGUCCGCCAGAGGGCUGACCUCAAGGUGAUCGUGAUGAGCGCCACGCUCGACGCCGGCAAGUUCCAGGUGUACUUUGACAGAUGCCCGCUGCUCACCAUCCCCGGACGCACGCACCCCGUGGAGAUCUUCUACACGCCCGAACCAGAGCGGGACUACCUGGAGGCCGCCAUCCGCACGGUGGUCCAGAUCCACAUGUGUGAGGUGGACGAAGGGGACGUUCUGCUCUUCCUCACUGGACAAGAGGAAAUUGAUGAAGCCUGCAAGCGGAUCAAGAGGGAGGUCGACGACCUGGGCCCCGAAGUCGGCGACAUUAAGAUCAUCCCGCUGUACUCCACGCUGCCUCCACAGCAGCAGCAGAGGAUCUUUGAGCCGCCCCCACCCAACAAACCAAGCGGUGCCAUCGGAAGGAAGGUUGUCGUGUCGACGAACAUCGCCGAGACGUCGCUGACCAUCGACGGCGUGGUGUUUGUAAUUGAUCCCGGAUUUGCCAAGCAAAAGGUGUAUAAUCCACGCAUCAGAGUGGAAUCCCUUCUGGUUACGGCCAUCAGCAAGGCCUCGGCCCAGCAGAGGGCAGGUCGUGCUGGACGGACACGCCCAGGAAAGUGUUUCCGCCUUUACACAGAGAAAGCCUACAAGACAGAAAUGCAGGACAACACGUAUCCAGAGAUUCUGAGGUCCAAUCUGGGCUCUGUGGUGCUGCAGCUGAAGAAAUUGGGUAUUGACGACCUGGUGCACUUUGACUUCAUGGACCCACCAGCCCCAGAGACCCUGAUGCGAGCCCUGGAGCUGCUGAACUACCUGGCGGCGCUCAAUGACGACGGUGACCUGACGGAGCUGGGCUCCAUGAUGGCGGAGUUCCCGCUGGACCCCCAGCUGGCCAAGAUGGUCAUCGCCAGCUGCGAAUUCAACUGCUCCAACGAGAUCCUCUCCGUCACUGCCAUGUUGUCAGUCCCACAGUGCUUCGUCCGACCCACGGAGGCUAAGAAGGUAGCCGACGAGUCCAAGAUGCGCUUCGCCCACAUCGACGGAGACCACAUGACGCUGCUCAACGUCUACCACGCCUUCAAGCAAAACCACGACUCCACCCAGUGGUGCUACGAGAACUUCGUCAACUACCGCUCGCUGAUGUCGGCGGACAACGUGCGCCAGCAGCUGUCCAGGAUCAUGGACCGCUUCAACCUGCCGCGGCGGAGCACCGAGUUCAACAGCAGAGACUACUACACCAACAUCCGCCGCGCGCUGGUCACUGGCUUCUUCAUGCAGAUCGCUCACCUGGAACGCACCGGCCAUUACCUGACGGUGAAGGACAACCAAGUCGUUCAGCUGCACCCCUCCACCGUGCUGGACCACAAGCCCGAGUGGGUGCUCUACAACGAGUUUGUGCUCACGACCAAGAAUUACAUCCGCACGUGCACCGAUAUCAAGCCAGAAUGGCUGGUGAAGAUUGCCCCGCAGUACUACGAGAUGGGUAACUUCCCCCAGUGUGAAGCAAAGAGACAGUUGGAGCGUAUUGUUGCGAAGGUCUCAUCAAAGGAAUUCACUCAGUACUAAGGAAGGUUCGCAUGUGCUGCAACGGCAUCCUCGGUAUCCGUACGAAGUAAAGACCUGGAACUCCUUUUUUAAAUUCCACCAACAACCUAGUUUUGAAUUCUGGUUUGUUUUUUUUGUCAUGCUGUGUGUGCGCGUGUGUGAUGUAUUUCAUGACGACUGAUGAAAUGUGUCCUUUGAGGGCCACCGUGUGUCAUUUCUUUGCAAAGCCCAGAGGGUUAAGCACUACCAGAAAUGGACUGUAGAUGACUGUUUUUCAGGAAUUUGGUUAAUAACUAAAUUCCUGAAAAACAUUGUUUUAAAGCAUAUGUCAUGUUAAUUUCAGCAUUCCUCCUAAAUACAUCCAUACUAUAAGUCAUAGCUCGGGAUUCUUGUUGCUUCUACUGCUCUUUGAUUGAAUAUAAUUUAUACUGUUUUGAUGCGGGCAUAAUGUAUUGUCCUCUUGUCAUGGAGAUACUAAGAGGGGCACUUUGGUCACAUUUCCUGUCGCUGUUCAGCUUAAUAAAAAUGACUUUGUAAUAAA